This is a messenger RNA of Episyrphus balteatus (marmalade hoverfly), 2207 nucleotides long. RefSeq names its product alanine--glyoxylate aminotransferase 2, mitochondrial. Gene Ontology annotation, molecular function: L-alanine:glyoxylate transaminase activity; pyridoxal phosphate binding. The record is from RefSeq and is a predicted model, not a curated record. Gene Ontology annotation, cellular component: mitochondrion. The transcript has 5 exons. The coding region runs from base 360 to 1892 and encodes 510 amino acids. Gene Ontology annotation, biological process: glyoxylate catabolic process. NCBI's taxonomy places the organism in Eukaryota, Metazoa, Arthropoda, Insecta, Diptera, Syrphidae.
CGCUUGAGCCAGUAGUUGUUUAUAAGAAUUCUAAUAGAACGGUUGAUUCUGUUUUGAUAGACGGUUACUUAGUUGAUUCGGUUUGGUUUGGCUUUGGAAUCUCUGUGAUCUUGUGUCGAUCCACAAUAAUAAAUUGAAGCCAGAGUAGUGCUUCAAUAAAAAAAAAGAAAACAACUAUCGAGAUAUACUACUUUUCUGUUUGUUUGUUCGUUGUAUGCAAAUUAAUUUAAGAAAAACAAAAAAUAAUCGUAAUAAUACGCAGUUUGUUGUUUAUUUAAAUUUGCAAAAAGAAAUAGAAAAGAUUUUUGAUAAAAUAAAGCUUUAUUGAUACUAGCUGACAGAGGAAGAAGUUACCAAAAAUGGCUCCUCGAAAAAUUCUCGAUCCAUCAAAGCUUGGUCAAGCAUUUCGAACUUUAUCAACUUUAAAUUCAACAGCUAAGCCAGCAACUCAAAAUGCUAUGCCAGAAUGUAGCUUCCUUCCACCAGCUUACAAAGGUCCUGACUACGAUAAAAUCACCGACAUACGCAAGAAGAACCUUACCCCGAAUAUUGUCUCCUAUUACAAGAAACCUCUACUCAUCCAUAGUGGACAUAUGCAAUGGCUAUUCGACCACGAUGGAAAAAGAUACUUGGAUAUGUUUGGAGGAAUAGUUACUGUCUCAGUUGGACAUUGUCAUCCAAAAGUGAACAAAGCACUUGAAGAACAGGUUAAAACCCUUUGGCACACUACCAACAUUUAUAUGCACCCAAAAAUCCACGAAUAUGCCCAAAGACUGACCGAUAAGCUUCCGGGAGACUUGAAACAAGUCUAUUUUGUCAAUUCCGGUUCAGAAGCUAACGAUCUUGCCAUGCUUAUGGCUCGACUUCAUACCGGCAAUUAUGAAAUCCUGACCUUUAAAAACUGCUACCAUGGAAUGUCUCCAUACACAAUGGGUUUAACUGCUCAUUCUACUUGGAGAUUUCCACUUCCUGGUGUUAGUAAUGGCAUCCAUCAUGUCAUGAAUCCCGACCCAUACCUUGGAAUUUGGGGUGGAUCAGCUUGUCGAGACUCACCUUGCCAAACUGAUAGAAAAUGUGAGUGUAACUCAGAAUCUGGAUGCUCAGCUGCAAGUGAAUACUACAAACAGCUCGAACAAGUUUUUAAAUUCUCACUUCCAAGAGGUAAAGUGGCUGCAAUGUUUGCAGAAUCAAUUCAAGGUGUUGGAGGAACAGUUCAAUUUCCCAAGUCUUACAUUAAAAAGGCUGCUGAAUUGGUGCGGGCAAAUGGAGGAGUUUUUAUUGCCGAUGAAGUUCAGAGUGGAUUUGGUAGAACUGGAGAACAUUUUUGGGGUUUCGAAGGACAUGGAAUUGUUCCAGAUAUUGUGACAAUGGCUAAAGGUAUCGGAAACGGUUUUCCUCUAGCAGCUGUAGUAACAACCCCAAAGAUCGCUGAGUGUCUUGGACAGGCACUUCACUUUAACACCUAUGGUGGAAAUCCUCUUGCCAGUUCGGUGGGUCUUGCUGUUUUAGAUGUCAUCAAAGAAGAAAAACUUCAGCAAAAUUCUCUCGAAGUUGGUACUUACUUCCUAAAAGCUUUGGAGGAUCUUAAACAAAAAUACGAUAUUAUUGGUGAUGUUCGAGGCAAAGGACUUAUGAUUGGCAUAGAAUUUGUAUCUGAUCGUGUUACAAAAACUCCCCUAAGUGUACCACAUGUUUUGGAAAUUUGGGAAAGUUGCAAAGAUUUAGGAGUUUUAUUUGGUCGAGGUGGAAUUAGUGGAAAUGUUAUGCGAAUCAAGCCACCGAUGUGUGUAUCCUUUGAAGACGUCGAUUUUGCAUUGACAAUUUUGGAAACAGUUUUAAGUGAUUAUCAUAUCAAAAAACAAAGAAGUUGGAAUCGAAAUAUUCGAAAGUGAUUAAAAUUACAUUGAUAUUAUGAGAAAGUGAAAUUUUAGAAUGGAUUUCAAGAAAAUCUACAAGUUGCCAGUUUUAAGGUUUCGGGACAAAGAUGUUAUGAAUAAAUAUUAUAUCUUAACAUGACAGAUGUGCUCUCGAGAGUGCAUAAUUAUUGCCUAGAUAUUUAGAAGAUAUUAAAAAAAAGAGAAAGUAAUGUGAUUUAAAGUUACCAUGACUAUUUUAGAUUAAGAAUUAACUAAAUGAUAUUAAAUUAUAUAAGUUUUAUUUUAAACAAUUUUAUGACUAUUAAAAAAAUAUAUGAUAUUAUUAUGAAU